Tremella mesenterica DSM 1558 is the source of this 2274-nucleotide messenger RNA. RefSeq lists its product as uncharacterized. Bases 1 to 2274 code for a protein of 757 amino acids. The record is from RefSeq and is a predicted model, not a curated record. NCBI's taxonomy places the organism in Eukaryota, Fungi, Basidiomycota, Tremellomycetes, Tremellales, Tremellaceae. The transcript has 12 exons.
AUGUCUAAUUCAGCGAAUCCUUUUACACCAAAUCAACAAUCUAUGCUUCAAGGCUCACGUCGUGGUGCCCGACCUGGUUCUGUGCCUCUUGGAAAUGCCUCGGGGUCUGGCGUUGGAGCAGAUUUGGUUCGUUCUGUUGGCUUACAAGUGGCUCCUACAAUUUCUGGAUCCAACUCUCAGUACUCUUGGGCGUCUGGUGCUUCCUUCAAUUUGCGGUAUUGGCCCGAAGCAGUGAAUUCUUCGAUUGAGAAAGUUCCUGCGGCACGUAAGGGAGCGAAACUGGCUCCUAUUGCUGGUGAAUCUUCGAAAUGUAAUCAGUGUAAAGGACGUAAUGACCACAGUAAUACGUGUGCUUUUGGGUGUAUUACCCUUGGACAGAUCCCAACAGGCGCUUGCGCCGAAUGUAUCGCUAUGGGGACAAGCAAUCGGUAUGAUCGUACUUUGUUCACGAGUUUGAGAGAAGAACUUGGAAUUGUAAAGGGCCUCGAACAACAGGUAGAAUUGGCUGUAAAACAUAACUAUACUUUGCCUGAAAUCGGUUUGUUGUCACAAGUACAAGGUAUCCGUGAACGUUUGUCUACUUUGAUUGCAACCUACUCGCCUGAUAUGGCUCCCGAAGACGCUACCGCGAACGAUACUCCUCGCAAACGUAAACGUGCAGCAAGCGAUGAAGUCGCGAUCGGUGGCCGCAUGAGUCACAAUUUCGCUGCAUUCGGUUAUCGACAUGAUACCCGGACGGGACCUAGGACCCCCGUCCGGACUGACUCAGGUGAUGAAUCGGGAUCAAAGGUGAACUUGACAAGGGCCGUGGUGGACAUACGUUCGGAAAUGACGGCACCGAUCUGGGUUUUCCAGGGUAUAGUCAAGGCUGUGAAAGUUGGUUCAGUCAGAAUUGACCAUGAGGGGAGGGCGAUUGUCACUAGGAAGAAGACACGUAAGAACAUUGGGAGAAAAGUGAUAGCACAGGUGGAACGUCUUUUGACAUAUGUUUGGUCACGAUUUAUCCAUAUAAAGGUCCGACUAGUGGUGGUAACUUCGCUCAAUUGCACUCUCGUGUUCUACGUUGACGACUACUGUAUACAAGUCAGUGACUUGUACAAAACAAAUGACGGUACCAUGGAAAAUCCGUGGAUUCUUUUUGUCAGUGAAGGUGACCUCGACCUUCCGACUGGCUACCUGGGAGGUGGAGUUGAACUUCAUACGUUGGACCCCACACGAGACCUCCGGUUUGACAAAUUAUCGACUAUGGGCGAGCUGGGCCGGUGGGGAGAAAGCAUGACCUCAAAAGCUUGUACUAUCGGGGAGAACGUGACGGUCAAAGAACUGGGACCUCCCUCUCUGUAUGUUCAUAUACCGAAAGAAUACAACUUCGAGCGAGUUAGGAGACCCGAUGUGGGACAUUCUUUGUUACGAGCUAGGCGAUGGCCAAAUUUAUUACAUGGGCCUGUGUCAUAUCACCUUCUCACUGCUGACCUCCCCAUCCUUAUCUCUCCUGAGAUAUCGAUCAACAAAUCGUGUCCAUUUCCUACCCUUCGAGACUCGGCCCGAUCACCCUCUACAAUAGGUGUCACCGAACAAUCACCCCUGAAUCAUACUUCUGCCUCCCCUUCAUGUGUCUUCAUACCUCAAAGCAUCGUUUUAGGAGAACCUUUAUCGUGGGGAGCUAUGUGGGAUGUUUUUCGUAUCACAUCUCCCCCGGACCAACCACCAUUGCCUUUUCCGAUGGUAGCCAAGAUCGUCGCUCCCGAAGCGUUUGAAGUCACACCAAGACCUCACUUCGCUCCUCGAUUUUCAGACUUCGUACGUGGCGGUACCAGCCAACGUCAAAUGAGACAAAGUGUCAAAAGCGAGUUGGGUGUAUAUACUCAAUUGAACAAUCUCACACCACCUGUCAUCCCCCGGGUUUUGGGUUUAUGGGGUGGGACACAAAGAGGUCAAGAAGUAUGGGUGAUGAUUAUGGAAGAUGCCGGAGAGGGGUUAUCACAACGAGGUAUCCAACAACUCAGUGAGGCGGAUAAGGAUGCUAUACGGUCGUUAUAUAGACGUAUACACCAAUCUGGAUUCCUUCAUGGUGAUGUACAAAAUCGACACAUUUGCCGACCGAAAAGAUCGUCGGAUCCAACCGCGUUCCGGUUGAUUGAUUUUGAUAGGGGGAGGCUGCAUGGUGAGCUGUCGGAAGAGGAAUGGGAGAGAGAACUUGAGAAGGAGAAGGAAGCGGUAGAGAGCCUGCUUUCACAAGUGUAUCUGUCCCCUACCUCAUCGAUAGCAUCUUAG